Molecule: messenger RNA, 1047 nt
Organism: Fraxinus pennsylvanica
Lineage: Eukaryota; Viridiplantae; Streptophyta; Magnoliopsida; Lamiales; Oleaceae
Source: the annotation of a GenBank genome assembly
AUGGCUUCAACGAUGUCCUUAAGGAAAAGAACCCUAGCUCCGAAGCCGAUAUCCGGGGAGUCCAGAUCCAAAUCAAAGAAAGAGGAAGGUUACGGUGAUGUGUGCUGUGAGAAUUGCGGGUCGGGUGACCGGGCUUCGGAGCUUCUGCUUUGUGAUAAAUGUGACCGUGGGUUUCACCUUUAUUGCCUGAGACCCAUUCUCGUCGCUGUGCCCAAAGGUUCCUGGUUUUGCCCCUCUUGUUCCAAGGACCACAAACCUACCGGCUUCCCUCUUAUACAAACCAAAAUUGUUGAUUUUUUCCGCAUUCAGAGGUCUUCACCAUCUGCAGACAAGCUCAAUCCAGAUAGCCGAAAGAGACGAAGGCGAAGUUCUGGCUUGGUGGUGUCAAAAAAGAGUAGGAAGUUGUUGCCAUUUAAUCCCAGUGAAGAUCAUAUUAGACGGUUGGAACAAAUGGCAUCACUGGCUACAGCAUUAACAGAAACUGAGACGCAGUUUGUUAACGAGCUCACUUAUGUCCCUUGCAUGGCCCCGAAGUCAGCUAAUUGUGCUUCACUUGAGAGAGAAGGAAUGCAGGUUUUGUCAAAAGAAGAUGCAGAAACCUUGAGUAUGUGCAAGAAUAUGAUGGAACGAGGGGAAUGGCCGCCGCUCAUGGUUGUGUUUGAUCCCCUAGAAGGAUUCACUGUGGAAGCAGAUAAAAAUAUAAGAGAUUUAACAAUAAUUACCGAAUAUGUUGGAGAUGUUGAUUACCUGAGGAAUCGUGAGAACGAUGAUGGAGACAGCAUGAUGACUCUUCUCUCUGCUGCUGAUACUUCAAAAAGUCUAGUCAUCUGCCCGGAUAAACGCAGUAAUAUUGCUCGCUUUAUUAAUGGAAUCAACAAUCAUACAUCGGAUGGUAAAAAGAAACAGAACUUAAAAUGUGUGAGAUUCAAUGUCAAUGGCGAGUGUCGUGUGCUGUUGAUAGCAAGCAGAGACAUUCGAAAGGGAGAGAGAUUGUAUUACGACUACAAUGGGUAUGAGAACGAAUACCCAACCGAGCAUUUUCUCUGA